CAUCGCUUUACACUUACCAUACCACUUUUGUGUUUGGGCUGAAUUUCUGAUGGUCCCACAGCUCAUUUCGCCUUAAUUAUCGUGUCUUGAUAAUGCCAGCUGUUGGCGACCAACAUCGAGCAACCCCAGCAUGCAUAAUGAUGCCCAACGCAACCGGAACGAUGUCAGGAAAUCCAUUUGAAGAACCACAACGCCGAAUGAGCGAAUAUACCGCGAAAGAAAUCGCCACCCUCCAAGCACGGCUCGAUAAGAAGUUGGGGCCCGAGUACAUUUCGUCGAGACCGGGUGCUGCAGGACAGAGGGUACAUUAUCUCUCUGCGGAUAAGUGUAUUAAUCUUGCGAACGAGGUGUUUGGGUUUAAUGGAUGGUCGAGCUCGAUUCAGAAUGUUCAGAUUGAUUUUGUCGAGGAGAGUCAACAUACGGGGAAGAUCAGUCUAGGACUGUCUGUUAUCGUGAAGGUAACGCUAAAAGAUGGGACUUUUCAUGAGGAUAUCGGCUACGGACACAUCGAAAACUGCAAAGGAAAGGCCGCUGCUUUCGAAAAGGCCAAAAAGGAAGGGACAACAGAUGCUCUGAAGCGUGCAUUGAGGAACUUUGGCAACGUCCUGGGCAACUGCAUUUACGACAAAGAUUAUGUCUCGAAAGUGACGAAAGUGAAAUCUACACCUGCAAGGUGGAAUCCAGACGAACUUCACCGUCAUCCUGAUUUCGCUCCAGUCAAGAAAGAGACCGCGCCGCCAAAACCUCCUCCCCAAGAAGAUGAUGACCUUCCUCCUCGUCCUGCUGAUGCUGCACGACCCGCGAAGGUCGAUACAUUUGACGGUGAUGGAGAGUUUGGAAGUGACCUAUUCGAUGAAGCCGAUUUUGGAGUACCUGAGACCGGCAACCCAGAUGAAAUUACACUGGAGCCAGAGCCACAAGGAAAGCAGCAACCUUUUACGCCUGGUGUGAAUGGCCAGGAUUCCCAACCAAGGCCUCUGGCCAAUAUGCCAGGGCCUCCCGGUGGCUCUAACCCAGCAGUUGUGACGCCUUCUAAGCCUGAAAGACCUUGGAACCCCGCGCCUCCACGACAAGUCUCUGUACCUCCGCCUAAUGGGCGCCCAAAUCCUGCGCCCAUUAAUUCUAAUCUACGACGACCUACUCCUGCACCCGCUCCUCAAAACUUCCAGAAUCCGUCAACAACACGAUCAGGUCAACAACGACCCAAUCAGGGACCAGAUGCCAACAACAUGGGUCCCGUCAAACGUGAACCUGGUCAAAACGCGGACAUGCCUCCGCCAGGAACACCAUCGGCUUCCUUCUUCUCAGCCCGAGCAGUUGACAUGUUGCGAGAUAACCCAGCUGCCCCGUCCGCAGCACCACAAUUUGACCCCCAUGCCCAAAGCCCCUCCAUCCGCAAGACAGCAGGCGUCGAUCACAGCAAGAGCAUCCCCAUAUCAAAGCCCAUGGUUGCUGGCGCAUCCCCCGCCACAAACAAUACACGAGACUUCGUCAACCCCUCCACCGACAUGAACCGAAAAAUUGGCGCCCCUGGCAGUGGCGGUUUUGGCAGUCCAAUGAACAGAGGUCAAUCGACCUCGUCCUACCGGCCAUUGACACGGCCGAAUCUCGAUACCAGAAAUGCAACAAAUUUUACAUUAACGAAUAGAGACAGCGUUGGACCGCAGAAUAUCAAUGGCAAGAGGCCCCCGUUAAAUGAUGUGACCAAUGCGGCUGCCACUGCCGAUGGCUUUGGUUCCAUACCUGGCGUUGUUGAUCCUAAGAGGCCUAGAUUCAACGCGGGUGAUCCGAAUCAGCCACAGCAACCGCAACAAUAACGUUUUCUAGAGCGAUCAAGCAGAGGAAAUAGAAGGCUUUCAUUUAUUUUACGCGCGUCUGGUCUUGGUCAUUAGUACCCUGGUGUUCAUGAGUGGAAUGGCGUUCUGGCUAUGAGAAUAACAUGGCAUGGAACAGAUUUGAUUGUAUGGUAUUCGCGACGUUCCUUUUUUUUUUUUUUUUUUCCCCUCGUU
Messenger RNA from Aspergillus ruber CBS 135680, 2009 nucleotides. RefSeq names its product RAD52 DNA repair protein RADC. Gene Ontology annotation, biological process: double-strand break repair via single-strand annealing; mitotic recombination; double-strand break repair via homologous recombination. Gene Ontology annotation, cellular component: nucleus. Bases 93 to 1817 code for a protein of 574 amino acids. The transcript is spliced from 6 exons. The record is from RefSeq and is a predicted model, not a curated record. NCBI's taxonomy places the organism in Eukaryota, Fungi, Ascomycota, Eurotiomycetes, Eurotiales, Aspergillaceae.